AGGAGAUUACAUCAUAUAAAUUCAAAUACGCGACUUGCGGCCGGUGUUUCUUUCGACUUUCUUUACGCGCCUCCCCACUCCCGUCUAAACAAACCAGAAAAUUCUCACACCAAUGGAUCUCGCUCCGAUGAAGCGCGACAUCGACGACCUGAUAUCCCAAUUCGCCGCCGCCGAUUCGACUCGCUUCACCGAUAUGAAGCAAGUCUGGCUCUCCAACAAGUUCUCCUACAUCUACGACGCGCGUCCCACUUGCACCAAUUCCCUCGCCCUCUUCAUGCAAUCCCUCUAUUCCCACUCAAUCGGACACCUAAUCUCCCCCGAUUCCUCCCUGUCACGACGGCUCGGCGGCCUCUACUGCCUCUACUGUCUCUACGAGACCCAGCCCUUCAAGCCCCCUUUCAAGGUCUACCUAUCCCUCGAGGAGCUCAAGAAGCUCCGGAAGAUCGUGGCCGACGCCAAGGUCCGGGGCGUGAGUGCGGCGAGUGCCGUGGUGAAGCGGAUGCUGGAGAAGAAUGCGUUUUUGUUCGGGUGUGUGGAGACGAACGAGGGUUUGAAAGGGAAGGUGGAUGAGUUGACGGAGCUGGAGAACGCGAGGAUUAAAGCGGCGUGUAAGAAGUUGUUUGAUGAUACCAAGAUUGAGGAGUUUAUUCACAUGGAUUUGGGGAUGGAGGUUGAUUUGAGGAAGGUGAAGCAGAUGUGUAGGGAUUAUGAGGAGUUGAAGAGGGUUGCGGCGGUGGAGGGCGGUGAUGAAGAGAUGAAGGGGGUUUCCCAAGGUAAGGAGUUGGUUGGGGAUGCAAUGGAGAAGAUUGCCAAGGAGUGGGAUGCUCAGAGGGAAGUGUUUUAUCGGCAGACGGGAUUGAGUCAGAAACUGAAUGAAGAGGAGCAGCAGCAGCAGCAGCAGCAAGAAGAGGAGGGAGAUGAUGAUAGUUUCGACAAGGAACUCGAACAAAUGCUCUCUGAAGCAUGAUGGUGACUGUACUGUAGAUUUACCCAACGCAUAAAAAGCAAGAAUAUGUUUAUGAAGCAGUGCUUAAUGAGGUCUGAAAUGAUGAGGUUGUGCAGCCCAUAGUUCCAGUAAUUUUCCAACACACAAAGGCAACUAGUUAUCCAUAUGGACAAACAGGAUAAUUAUGGCAUGAAUCGGAACAGCAGGGAAUAAAACCUUCAGUUGGUUGAAAACUGCUCGUAGAUCAGAUCACUAGAUGUCCAAUUGAACUAUGAGCUAGAGGUCUUUUUACUUUUGUUUGGGCCAUGGCGGCAGUGCUCCUAAGAUCAUAGAAGCAAUGCUGCAGAAAAAGAAGAUUUGUUGCAAUGCAGCUCCAUAGGAACCAUAAAUAGUAACGCGUGAAAUAUUAGCAGAAAUAGAAAGGAAUGCUGUAACUGGGGUGGGUGUGAUCAAACCUAUCCCUUUUUUGGGUCGACUCAUAAAGUGAUCCAUAAACAUCAGUAAAAGCCAGAGCAUAUCAGAAAGGCGAUACCAACAGCAGUGAGAAGCACUCCGGCUAAUAGAAAAAGAAGCUAUAAGCUGAUGAUAAUGAGAGCAGUACCGACAGCACCAAUAGCAUGCUUUCCAAUUCCCUUUACUAGGGGGGCCGUCACCAGGGCCUAUGAUCCAACUCCAUACCGAGAUGCCCUUCUGAUGAGUCUCUCUUUCUUAGGUUUAGUCUGUAGCUUCACUUCCUGGAAUUUUGGAAUUUACUGAUGAUACUUUAUCUUCAAAUUAUUGUGCUUGCUGAACCUUUUCACUUGAAGUGAAUCGGAGAUGGUAGGUUCUCUUGUAUGAUGCCCCUUCAGAUCUCGAGGACAUUUCAGUCUCCUCUUCGAUCACUGCCUCCUAUUACCUGGAUCUGUGAGCUAAUGUUUUAACAUGGUGGAAUCCUGAUGUAAUCUUGCACUUGUAUUUGGUGUGGUAAUAAGGAAGGACGCUUUGAGCCGUGCAGCUAUCCCUUUUACGGGAAUAUACAAACCAAAGCUUUAGAAACACAGGCUCUGCUUUCUGGUCUCAAGUUAUGUUCAUCUUUGAGUUUAAGAAGAUUGAAGUGGAAGGAGAUGCCCAAGGUGUAAUCAAGAGCCUGGCAAGUACUAGUUUUGAUUUCAGUGAGGAAGGAGUUCUCAUGGAUAACAUAAGAGAUUGAAGUUAGAGUUUGGAGUCAAUUUCAUAUGGGUUGUAGCAACGUGCAGCAAAAUUUGGAUGGCUUUCUUUUCAUCUUUCGCUGAUCACCUUGCAGUAAAGUUUUUUAAAUAGCUUCAAGGGUUAGCACCUGUUUUACAGCUCACCAGAUUAUUCCAUGGUUACUAUGUACCAAUAAUCCACCAGUUACCACGUAACUUUGGCAUUCAACUAAACCUCGAUCUGCUUUCUAUAUCUCCAUCUCUUGAACCCCAUUGUAAUUAUUGAUGAAAGUCUGUCAUGUAUUUUUAAUGGCCAGCUUGUUCCUUGUGCUUGAAAUAUAUGUUUUCUUAUUAAUUGAAAAUGUUCCAACUUG
Rosa rugosa (rugosa rose) is the source of this 2486-nucleotide messenger RNA. RefSeq lists its product as uncharacterized. The record is from RefSeq and is a predicted model, not a curated record. Gene Ontology annotation, biological process: snRNA transcription by RNA polymerase III; snRNA transcription by RNA polymerase II. Gene Ontology annotation, molecular function: sequence-specific DNA binding. The coding region runs from base 113 to 967 and encodes 284 amino acids. NCBI's taxonomy places the organism in Eukaryota, Viridiplantae, Streptophyta, Magnoliopsida, Rosales, Rosaceae. Gene Ontology annotation, cellular component: snRNA-activating protein complex. The transcript is spliced from 4 exons.